Messenger RNA from Dendronephthya gigantea, 1538 nucleotides. Its product is annotated as leucine-rich repeat-containing protein 74A-like. Gene Ontology annotation, molecular function: protein binding; calcium ion binding. The transcript is spliced from 3 exons. The record is from RefSeq and is a predicted model, not a curated record. NCBI's taxonomy places the organism in Eukaryota, Metazoa, Cnidaria, Anthozoa, Malacalcyonacea, Nephtheidae. The coding region runs from base 87 to 1466 and encodes 459 amino acids.
AGGAAAGUAUUUUACGGGAUCAAUUGCUCAUAGGCAAGAGAAAUUAACAAAAAGAUGAAAGUGUCUGUUUUGCAUGAAAAAAAAAGAUGACAACUACGCGAUAUACAAGGACCCUUUCACCAUUUGCUGAAGAAUCGUCAACGGACGAAUGCUUGAGUGGUCGAGAAUCGAGUGCGAGUAGCUGCUUUGAAACAGAGUUGGAGUUCGAACUCUUUCAAGAUUCAUUGCAAGGGGAAAAUGGUCGCUCACUCUACUUGAAAGCAUGUGAAGUUUUGGGUGUAGUGCCGAUAAAACGACUUUUACAUCAACUGUGCACUAACGAAAUUCGCAUAACCCACAGAAAUCUAAACGAUAUCGAUUGUAAAGCGAUUUCAAACGCUUUGUUAGUUAAUAAAACAGUGACCACUUUAGACUUAUCUAAUAAUCUGGUGACAGAUAAGGGUGCCCUAUAUCUUGCAAGUGCAAUCGUCGAAAAUGAUAGGAUUCGAGGUCUUGUGCUAGCUGGAAACAAGCUCGCGUUUAACAGUGCACAGAUAUUUGCAGAAUUGCUGGAGAGAAGUAAGACUCUCGCCAUUUUAGACUUAUCCGGUAAUAAAAUCGACGACAAAGCUUGCGCUAUUCUGGUUGAAGCCGUAAAGAAUAGUGAAACUUUACAAGAAUUCAACUUAGGUCACAACGAACUCACGGAGAACGCCGGUAUAUCGCUGAGUGAUGCUUUGACGUACAAUACUAAGCUUGAGCGAUUGAGUUUAAGUUGGAACCUUAUACGUCAUGGUGUAGUUUCCAUAGCAACUGCUGUCUCGAGCAACCAGACGCUUCGGUUCCUUGACCUAUCUUGGAACGGUAUUGACGACCUCGGAGUCCGCGCGCUUGUCACUGGACUGGAAACAAAUAGUACACUUGAAGAUUUAAAUUUGUCCAGAAAUAAUAUUUCUGACUCGGGGUUUCUAGAAAUUGUUAAAGUCCUAGAAAAGUGCUGUUUGCAAAAGCUGGAUGUUUCUAGGAAUAGAUGUUUUGGAGACAAUGAAGCUUUGGGAAUGUUAUUGAGAUUAUUGCAGGAUAAAAAGACGCAUUUGAAAAUGGUCAAUAUAGGACAAAUCCCAUUGACCAAAGAAACAACUCAACUCCUAACGGAGCUCAAGACAUCGAGAGCUGACAUCAGCAUUUGCCAUGGUUACAUGACGCAAGAUUCAUACCAGGCCACUGCGCCAAAACACAUGAACCCGUGUGAAGUUCUUAGAGAGUAUGCUAUCACAAACAAGCUCCACUCUUUCCAAUUCUUUCGGACGCUCGGCCAAAACGACGCAUAUCGUGAGUCAUUGACACGUGAUGAGUUUGCGGCCGGAUUAAAGAGGCUCAACGUGUUUGACGAUCACCAGAUAAAUGGCGUGAUCAAUAUAUUAGACAGAGAGAGAAAUGGUUUUGUAGAUUACAGUGAAUUCAUGGCGAUAUUUUCCCGCGAGUAAAAGCUACGCAACACUUUUCGAUUUAAGGCUCUGUUACACGGCGCAAUUUAACUUGCUGCGAAAUUCCGAGUC